Messenger RNA from Homalodisca vitripennis (glassy-winged sharpshooter), 844 nucleotides. RefSeq lists its product as uncharacterized. The record is from RefSeq and is a predicted model, not a curated record. The transcript has 2 exons. The coding region runs from base 35 to 742 and encodes 235 amino acids. Lineage: Eukaryota; Metazoa; Arthropoda; Insecta; Hemiptera; Cicadellidae.
GCACCUAUGGAGCACAGCAAAAUGCAUUUUAUUAAUGUUACAGUGUGGAGAACUAGACCAGUCUGGCUAUUUCGUUACAGUAAGAGGAGGGCAUGAAAAUGACAGACCAUCAUCGGAAAACUCUGAUGAGGAAACUCUGGGAAGAGGAAGAGAACCUGAACUUAAGUUGUGGAUCUGUGAUCUCUUAAAUAUUAAUAAAAUUGGGGUUGAAAACACAAACUAUUACAGUUUUCGUGGGAUUUCUGUUAAUAUUGUUGACAUCUACGCUGUAAUCACAGCGGUCCUACAAAAUAAAUUUGGAGUAAUAUACAAAGUAGAUGAUGGAACCGGAGAAAUUUGCUGUUGGCAUAGCCGGCAAGCUAUGGAAGAUCGUGAAGGUUUGAAAAAGAACUUGUCAUCAGUUAUGGAGAACAUUAUGACAAGUAGCACUGCAACAACAUUUAAUGACACUUUGUUAAGUUCCUCUGAACCUGAUGAGGAAGAGGCCCUUCCUUCCCAGUCUGCCGUAGAACAAGCCGCACACUGGAUGAAAGAACAGAUCCUUGCUCACUCAGAAACAAGCUCCGAUUCACUCCAAGUGGGAAAUACAGUACAGAUCAGAGGUAAAUUGUCAGACUUCAGAAACGAGCGAUGCAUCGUCAUCUACAAUGUAAGACCUGUUUAUGACAUUAAUGAAGAAACAGAUCGAAGAUUCGAGUUAAUUAGUCUUUAUGAGACUGUUUAUUUGCAUAACAGAACAUGACAGUAUCAUUACAUUUGUUCCAUCAACAGUAAUGAUUAUCGUAAUGUUUUGUUAUAUCACAAAAUGUUUAUUAAAUAUAUGUCAUUUGAUUACGUACAAUAA